AUGCCGCAGCUGACAGAAGUAGGCGCUCAUGCAGUGGUCCUGGGUCUCAUCACUAACAAUCUCCAGGCCAAGAAUCUGGACGACAAUUGGACCGGCAUGGCAGAUCCAGCCUCCCGCAGGAGGAGACAGAUCAGAUUGGGUACAAGGGCGUACCGACGCCGUAAAGCCCUCCAAGCUACUUCCAAAUCUGCAACCUCUGAGGAUACGGUGCCAUGCUGGGACGAGGAACAGCAGGCGGUCAUCCACCUGCCAGCAUCCCUGUUCCGCGGACCAAGCCACGGCCGGAGACCUAUUCUAAAGCUAAGCUCGCUGCCCAUACGAGUUCGGUUUCCACUUUCCUCUGAUCACUUGAUCGUCCUUAUCCAACUCAACGUGCUUCGUGCGUACCUGACCAACGGUCAGCUCCUCGACGGCCUGGUGCCCAGUGCUCCUCACGACUGCUCCAACGGCUCGGUGCACACAGUCCCUCUCAACGGCAACGUAGCAGUCCCUCCGACAUUGGCUCCCACAAGGAUGCAGUCCAAAGUCAUGCAUGAGCGCUGGGUCGACAGCCUGCCUCACCCAGUCUGGCGUGACAACUUUCUCAGGGCCCUCGGCACCUUUGACGAAGAAGAGCUUGGCAGGGACCUCUUGGGCGAUCUUGUAGACACUGUCACGCUCCCGGAUGACGAGAGGUGCGGUGUAGUUGUCUGGUCGCCGCCGUGGCAUUAUGAGGGCUGGGAGCUGACGGAGGGCUUCGUUCGCAAAUGGGGCUGGACCAUCAAGGGUUGCCCGGAGCUCCUGGAAGCGACCAACAAGUGGCGGUCGUCCCGAGGCGAAGAACGAAUCUCGCUGCUCGAAGAAGACUAA
Molecule: messenger RNA, 849 nt
Organism: Thyridium curvatum
Lineage: Eukaryota; Fungi; Ascomycota; Sordariomycetes; Thyridiales; Thyridiaceae
Exons: 2
Coding region: 1-849 (282 amino acids)
Source: RefSeq, a predicted model, not a curated record